Schistosoma rodhaini is the source of this 1262-nucleotide messenger RNA. The record is from the annotation of a GenBank genome assembly. NCBI's taxonomy places the organism in Eukaryota, Metazoa, Platyhelminthes, Trematoda, Strigeidida, Schistosomatidae.
ACUUUGGCGAAACCAAGACUCUGUAUUCGACAGUUUAGAGAAUAGCUUAAAGUUACCCCUGUAGGAAAUUGCUUUCUACAAAGUUUCGAACAGUAAUCCUCGACACAGAAAAAUGACAUCUAAUAAAUACUACGAUUCCGAUGAGAUUCCAGAGUUAUCACCCCAUCGUCUGGGAGUUUAUGAUGAGGACCAACUUGAAAAGGACAAACCCGAAACUAAUAGCAUGAUAGAAUUAGAGUUAGUUAGACUACGUAUAACUCAGUUAGAAAAAGAAAUUGAGCUAGAAAAGUUACGCUGCCAGAAGAGUGAGGGUUUCGGUCGAUUGGUAAGCAAUAGCGAGGAUGUAAUAUUAAAAAAUCUGUAUUUACCAAAAAGGGAAAUCUUAAGAUUCGAUGGUACACCAAUAAAUUACUGGAAUUUUAUUAGAAAUUUCGAGGAAUGCAUCGGAUACGAGAAUAUUGGAUUUAGAGCUAAACUAAAUUACUUGAUUCAAUAUUGUGACGGCGAAGCCAAAGCCGCCAUUCUUCAUUGUGCUAUACUAGAACCAGAGAUAGGCUAUCAUCAAGCCCUAAAGCUUUUAGAAGAAACCUUUGGUCAAAAGCACGUAAUAGCACGCACGUUCAUCGACAACUUGCUAAACUUUCCCAAUAUAAAAAGGAACCAACCAGAUGGUUUAAGAAAAUUGUCCCGGGAAAUGCAAGCAUGCUGUUUGACUCUCGAACAAAUGAAUUACGUUUCUGACCUGAACUCUACCAGGACUAUUGAAGCUAUGGUUCUGAAAUUACCGACGCAUGUUUAACAAAAGUGGCUAAAGACAGCUUAUAAGAUUAUCAGAGGAGGUCGUGAGCCUCUGUUCGCCGACCUUACUGCCUUUGUAAAGGAACAAGCGGAUAUGGCUAAUACUCGGUAUGGAUUACUCGUCAAUCGCGGUAGUAAUAGUGACAAUAGGGAUGUUGAGGUUUUAAAAGGUAGAAUUAUUGCAGAUUACAAUGCAGCAAAGAUAUCUUACGCGAGUAUUAAUGAUGACAAUGUCCCUUUACUUAGUUCAUCCUGUUUGGAGUGCUCAGGUAAUCAUUCUUUAGAUCAGUGUCAGAAGUUUCAAGACAAGAAUGUUAGAGAAAGGAAAGAAUUCGUUCUUAGAAACAAGUUAUGUAAUGUUUGUCUGAAGGCUAACCAUGAAGCAAGAAACUGUCGAUCGCCGAGGUCAUGUGUUGUUGAAGGAUGCGGUUGGAGACAUCAUACCCUGUUACACGAGAAGCAGG